Knipowitschia caucasica is the source of this 654-nucleotide messenger RNA. NCBI's taxonomy places the organism in Eukaryota, Metazoa, Chordata, Actinopteri, Gobiiformes, Gobiidae. The record is from the annotation of a GenBank genome assembly.
AUGAUCAAUGGUAUCAUGAGCGAUGGUAUCAUGAUCGAUGGUAUCAUGAUCGAUGGUAUCAUGAUCGAUGGUAUCAUGAUCGAUGGUAUCAUGAUCGAUGGUAUCAUGAUCGAUGGUAUCAUGAUCGAUGGUAUCAUGAUCGAUGGUAUCAUGAUCGAUGGUAUCAUGAUCGAUGGUAUCAUGAUCGAUGGUAUCAUGAUCGAUGGUAUCAUGAUCAAUGGUAUCAUGAUCGAUGGUAUCAUGAUCAAUGGUAUCAUGAUCAAUGGUAUCAUGAUCAAUGGUAUCAUGAUCAAUGGUAUCAUGAUCAAUGGUAUCAUGAUCAAUGGUAUCAUGGUCGAUGGUAUCAUGAUCAAUGGUAUCAUGGUCGAUGGUGUCAUGGUCGAUGGUAUCAUGAUCGAUGGUAUCAUGAUCGAUGGUAUCAUGAUCGAUGGUAUCAUGGUCAAUGGUAUCAUGAUCGAUGGUAUCAUGGUCAAUGGUAUAAUGGUCAAUGGUAUCAUGAUCGAUGGUAUCAUGAUCGAUGGUAUCAUGAUCGAUGGUAUCAUGAUCGAUGGUAUCAUGGUCAAUGGUAUCAUGAUCGAUGGUAUCAUGAUCGAUGAACAUGCCCUGCUGCCUUUGUCCACGUCCAUGUCUCUGUUAAACAGUGAUUUAAACUGA